CAGUAUAGUUUUCGCUUCAUCAUACAUAGACUUUGUUGUCUCUGUAAUAAAUCGCAUAUAUUUGAAUCGCAUAUUAUAUUUAUAUUUCGCAUAUAUAAUGCUGAAAAUGUCUAAAAACAAGGAACAAAGUCUCCUUGAAGAAAAUGAUGAAAAAGUCCUCGCAGUGUUUGAAGAUGAUUCGGACCCCAGUGUAUCGUGUGACGUGGACAUUAUUCCUCCAAAUGAGGCAACAAAUCCUUUGGAUGUUCCGUUGGCUCUUUUGCCUCCCGACCAUCCCUUAUUGCAGAAGUUUCAACAAUCUUUGAAGGAAUAUCUUUUGCGAACUCGAGACAAGCUUAUCAAUGAAAUUGAAGAAAUUAAAUACUCCACCAAACAGAAAGAGCAGGAGCGCGAGGAACAAGGAGCAAUUCUAUAUGACAUGCAAGAAGAUAUUAUGCGCCAGAACAAGCAGCUUGAGACCUUUGAAGAACAAAUUCAAGAUCAUCUUCAGAAACGACAUGUCGAGGAGGAAUCAGUUCGAAAGCUCAAGGAAGAAUACGAGGAGAAGAGCCAAAUGAGCAAAGAGCAAAAGACGAAGUACAACAAACGAAUGGCCGAAUUAGAGAAUAUGCAAGAACUGGAGAAGAACAUAAGCAGGUGGGCCGACGACGUGGAGGACGAAGUGAAGAAUGCAAAACGCGUGGUAAGCCGGGAUGCGCAACUGCAACAGGAGCUUUCGGAAGAAAAGAAAAAGUCAGAUCUUUUAUCUUACCACUUGGACGUGGAGGUAAAGAGAAGUGAAAAAGAGCUGGAAAUAGUCCAGAAUGAAGUAAAAGAUAUGGAGGAGGUGUUGAAUGUUCUUGGCAUGAGCGUUUCAAAUGCUAAUGCAGAUCUGGAGGCCCUUGAAAGUGAGCAUAAGCGCUUAAGCCAAGCCUGGUCCGAAGUCAUUGUUGCAAUAUCAUUGCGCGAUCGCAUACUCUAUCAGGUUCAAGAGGCCAUGAACAAGGAGAAGGAAUCGAUUAAAUUGAGUACCGCUGGAAUGCAAGCCAUUCAAAAGCAAAUACAAAAGGAACUGCAGCUUAACGAAAAACUUGAAAUAUUCAAAAAUCGUUUAUCAGACGACUUUAUGGUGUUAAGACGGCAAUGUAAAUCCCAAUCGGAUAUUUUAGCCGAUUUAGAACAAAAACUUACGGAAGUACCAAUUAUGCUUGAGCAAACCGAAAAAGACCUUAAAGAAGCCAAAAUGGAGGGAAACAAUCUACAAACGGAAAUACAUAGAAUCCAACUGAAAAUCGACAAAGAGUAUAAUAAAAAAUACGAAACCGAAGAAAAUAUUCUCAAACUGGCCCAAGAGCAAUUGAUAAACGAUAAGGCCAGUGAAUACCGCUUGAAAUUGCUGAAUAAUUCACAAGAAGAGAGGCGAAGCAUGGAAUUAAAUUUGACUCAGGCCCAAAAUCAACUGGCCGAAACUCUUUUGGAAAUGGAACGCCACAAGGCGAAUAACUUUCGAAAAAGCCAAGAGAAUGAGAGACUCAAUGACAAAUUAUUGUCUUUAGAGCGAAAAUCCGAUUUGUUAAAUAUGGAACUUAAACAACUAGAGACUCAAAUUGAAAUUAAAAUAAAACGAAUGGAUAAAUUGAAUAACCAGCUGGAUGAGCUGCUACGUUCCAACGAGGGACAGGAGAUAAGUCCAACCGAAGUAAAGAUAAAACAUUUGGAGAAGACUGUGCACGAAAAGGAUCAGCAGCUGCGAGACUAUCAGAAAUAUUGGAUUAUGUUUCAAAAUCACUAUGUUAACCUGUCCCAAAAGAGAAGUGCACAAAUGAGUCAAAUUCAAAUAACCAGAAAACAACUAUCGAUUAUAAAACAAAAGUCCCUUAAGUUGGACCAGGAGCUCGAGCAGUCGGAGGUCAACACGAAAGAGCUGAAUCGAGACAUUCAAAUAUAUCAGUCAAAAUUGGAAUUGUUAAACGCCAGAGUUGCCAAGAAACGCCAGCAUCAUGAAUUGGUUGAGAAUGAGUGCGAGCAAGAACACGCGGAGUUGGUAGAAAAACUCAAGGACAAUGAAAUGCGUGUAUUGGAAUUAGAGGAGUCUAUUAAUGAAUUACAAAUCGAAAUCGAACACUACAAAGACGAGGUGUUGGACAAACACAGAGAAUCUCUGUCGUGGGAAACCAAAUAUAAAUUAAUUGAGGAAACUCUUCGUUGGCGCAGAGAGGAGGGAGCUCUUGACAGUGAACUUGGAACAAUGCGCACUGAAAUCCAUCGUAUGCAAAUUCGACAUCAACAACUGAAACGAGCUCAAGAGAAGCUUAUCCAAGAUCUCGAUCACUGUGUUAUGCACCGCGAGCACAUCUCAGUGACAGCAUCUAGCAAGCAGACCAUGGAACAAUCAAAACCCACAGCAGCUAGACAAAGCAACACUUCAAUUAAGUACAAAAUUAACGAUUUACGCAACAAGCUCAAACAAAUCCAGUCGGAAAUCACUCUUAUUUCCGACCAGCAGUCAAAACAAGCUACCAAAGAAUAUCAAUGUAUAGAAGAAGAUAUAAAACGAUUGCGAAGCCACAUUGAGCAGGAAACUGCAGAGGACAACAAAAUCCGUUGCGAAAUAGAAGCCGGCAUGCUCCAAAAACAUGAAAAUUUAGAAAAUAUUAUUCGGAAGCAGAACAGGGCCAAGUCCUAUAGGCGUCUUAAUGCAGCCGCACAGCCUUUGAAGUUGCCUCGAUCGGAGGCUUCCAUUCUGGCUCAAAUGCAAAAGCAACUUGAAAUGAAUGACCACUUGAUAGACGCGAUCCAGUCUCUGAGUAGCGACCACCCUGAGAAGCAGUCAUUCUUCUCUAAACUGCUCCAUGUUCUUAAAACAUAAAUUUCUAAUUAAUUAAAAAAAGCCUUAAUGUAUUUUUCAAUUUUAACAUUAAACUUCAGCCUUUGCUAUUAAUAAAUUUGCA
Messenger RNA from Stomoxys calcitrans (stable fly), 2930 nucleotides. RefSeq names its product coiled-coil domain-containing protein 40 (gene l(2)41Ab). The record is from RefSeq and is a predicted model, not a curated record. Gene Ontology annotation, cellular component: cytoplasm. NCBI's taxonomy places the organism in Eukaryota, Metazoa, Arthropoda, Insecta, Diptera, Muscidae. The transcript has 6 exons. Bases 98 to 2848 code for a protein of 916 amino acids. Gene Ontology annotation, biological process: axoneme assembly.